GUGGCGGUCUCCCUGUAGGAUCCGACCGGUGGUCUCGGAUUAAGACGAUACAGUUUGAGGCUCCGGGGUGUCAGCGGGGAAGAGUCCUCCAGAGAGCUGUAUCAGGAAGCCAUAUACUUGCAGCGAUGGCUGCGGUAAUGCUGAAGAGAGAAGGGCCCCUGUUCAUCAGUGAAUCUGCAGUUCGGGGGAACGCUGCGGUCCUUGAUUACUGCAGGACAUCUGUCUCUGCCCUGUCUGGAGCCACGGCUGGGAUCCUUGGAUUGACGGGCUUGUACGGCUUCAUCUUUUACUUCCUUGCCUCGUUCCUCCUCUCCCUGCUCUUGGUAUUAAAGUCUGGACGGCGAUGGAAUAAAUAUUUCAAAUCGCGGAGGCCGCUGUUCACUGGUGGGCUUAUUGGCGGCUUGUUUACCUACGUCCUGUUCUGGACCUUCCUUUAUGGCAUGGUGCAUGUAUACUGAAAUCCUGCCUUCCAGAAACAGUCUUUUUAAUGGAAUUCAUGGACUCCCACCCAAUGGUUCAUCAACUAGUCAGGUUUAGUUUUUAAAUUAAUGAAAUUAUUGCUUGGUUAAUAGUAACUUAAAAUUAUAGUUUUUUCCUUAAUUCAGUUCAUUAUAGGCUUCUAUAUCCCGUCUGUUGAGCAGCAACUUGCAAAUGAUUGACGAGAAUAUGAUAUAUGAAAGUCUUAAAUACAUGCAGUAGUUUAUAUGUUGGCACACAGACUUGUACAACUAAUACAUUGCCAUUGUCCUCAUUGUUCAGUAAAAGAAAUCUGCUGCUAUUU
Messenger RNA from Nanorana parkeri, 781 nucleotides. It is a transcript of the gene EMC6, whose product is annotated as ER membrane protein complex subunit 6. The record is from RefSeq and is a predicted model, not a curated record. The transcript has 2 exons. Gene Ontology annotation, biological process: protein folding in endoplasmic reticulum; autophagosome assembly. The coding region runs from base 126 to 458 and encodes 110 amino acids. Gene Ontology annotation, cellular component: EMC complex; membrane; endoplasmic reticulum. Lineage: Eukaryota; Metazoa; Chordata; Amphibia; Anura; Dicroglossidae.